Corylus avellana is the source of this 661-nucleotide messenger RNA. RefSeq names its product GPI-anchored protein LLG1-like. The record is from RefSeq and is a predicted model, not a curated record. Lineage: Eukaryota; Viridiplantae; Streptophyta; Magnoliopsida; Fagales; Betulaceae.
UCUAAAAGAAAGAUCCAAUGAAAGAAAAAAGUUUGACAACGAACUGUGGGAAGGCGAAGAAGAUGUCAGCCUCCACAGCCGGGUGUCCGAAGAAGCCAUUGGAAAAGAUGGUUUCUUUGAGUCAUUUUCUUUGUUUCUUUCUCUUCUCCUUCUUUCUUCUACCACCAUUGGCCUCCUCUUCUACCUUCCUUUCAAACGAAAUAUUGGGGUCACGUGGAUCUAUUGGCCGUGGCCUCCUUCAGACCAAAAAACCAUGCACUGAAAACUUUGAGUCUAAGAACUAUACGGUGUUCACAAGCCAGUGCAAAGGACCCAGAUACAUGCCGAUGCCUUGUUGCAACGCUUUGAAGGAAUUUGCAUGCCCUUAUGCAGAUGCCAUUAAUGAUGUGACAAAUAAUUGCGCCGAGACCAUGUUCAGCUACAUCAACAUCUAUGGAGGUUACCCGCCGGGCCUGUUUGCCAACAUGUGCAGGGAAGGAAAGCUUGGUCUUAAUUGCACCAGUGUAGAGGAAGCCAUGGAGAAGAGUAGCAGAGGUCAUAUAGCUGCUACUCAGUCCAGUUUGCUAAUGAUCACUGCUGCUCUCUUGGUCUUAUUAUUCCAUUGGUUCUGAAGUGUGGAGAACCACUCUCUUUUUGCAUUUGUUGAUUUGUUCAUGUCCAA